AUGCUGAGAAUCGAAGCAGGUUCAUUCAAUGCGAUACCUCAUGGUGUAAGUGAUGUGAUUAAUGUCGUGAAGUUCUUGAGAGACAAUGCCGACGCCCUUCACAUCGGAAAGAUAACAGUGUGGGCAGAGUCAGGGUUAAACAAAUUUUCAGACGUUGAACGAGCAAUUCUCAUAAAUGGAAACGCGAGAACGAGAACUAUUGGAAGAGAAGGGUUCUCCAAAAGAGCUGCUCAUAAAAUCCUCACAGAGUUACAGUGCGAUUUACCGUCAGUCAAUCAAGCAAUGGACUGCUUGAGGUCCAAGCAGCUAUCCGAACUGUACACAGCAGCUGAUCACCUUUCGAAGUCCUUCUAUCCGUUUGGUGUUCCCUUCAGAUGUCCGUCUUAUGAGCAGCCAGCGAUUCCCACCAUUCUUGGAGUUUUUAGACAGCUACCUAAAGAUUAUCCUUCUGAUAGCGAUUUCGACGAAAAGUUCCAGUAUAUCAACUUCAAGCGGUUCCUAGCCGGACUGAUACCUGACUCACAAUUCCAAAACGCUCCAUUACUACGACGGCAAAUUCUUCAUCAAUACAUUUACACGCAAGGAGAUAAAAAGAACACCUACUUCUUGUUCGAGCAAAUGAGAAAGAUUCUGCUUGAUCGUGACUUCAUCGCACCCACUCAGCAGCUCGUCAGUGAGCUAAAGCAGAAGAAGAGCGACGUCUAUCUUCUCGAAUAUGGCAUUGACAAUCCACCUACUUCAUGUCUACAAGAUGGUGGAUGGGACGACAUAAAGCCGUUCUGCGACAAAAUGUUCCAGUACUUUACGCGGCAGCCAACGAAAAACAGCUGCGAGCCAACGAAUCCAACUUGGCCGGCUAUGGGAUCAACCAAACGGGACUAUCACGUCAUACUCAAGCUUUUGGCACUGGAUAAACUGGAAUUGAAAGGUAGACGAGAUGCCAUCUUCAAAGAAGAGACCCAAUUAGACCCUCACGAAGUCGAAGACGAUGUUCAGGAAUGGCAUAGGAAAGCAGCAGAUAUCGGUGGUUUUGACUUCACUGAAGAACAUGCCUUAGGGGACAUGCCAUUGCACAUGGAGCUGUGA
Molecule: messenger RNA, 1086 nt
Organism: Haemonchus placei
Lineage: Eukaryota; Metazoa; Nematoda; Chromadorea; Rhabditida; Trichostrongylidae
Source: the annotation of a GenBank genome assembly